Messenger RNA from Mytilus californianus (California mussel), 1518 nucleotides. Its product is annotated as BTB/POZ domain-containing protein 3-like. Gene Ontology annotation, molecular function: protein binding. The coding region runs from base 280 to 1278 and encodes 332 amino acids. The transcript is spliced from 5 exons. The record is from RefSeq and is a predicted model, not a curated record. NCBI's taxonomy places the organism in Eukaryota, Metazoa, Mollusca, Bivalvia, Mytilida, Mytilidae.
AUCAAUACACAUUAAAUAUAGAACGUGUGUACACAAACAUGUGAGUAAACAUCAAUGGAUUUCUAUUUGACAAGUAGGAUGUUAAAUAACUUUAACAUAAUCAAAUGAUAAAUUUUGAUUCAAUAAGAUGCAGUUAUAACAUAUGAAUAAGACGUGAUCAACUGCCCUCAACAUUGUUCUCAUAACUUCAGCACAGCAUAUCCUUUAAGUUCAACAAUAACAGGUUCAACGAAAAUUAGGCAUUCAGCAAUUUGUCUCUCAACAGAAUAACGAUUCAUCAUGCCGCCUAAAAGAAGGCAAAUGUUAACGUUCAAACGGGUAAUGGAACAAAGACAUAGUAGUUGUGAAGAGACUUACACUGACAAAGAAUGGCGGUCUGGGAAAAUUUUGUCUGGUUGUGCACUCUAUAUGCUGGAAAACGGAUUAAUGUGUGAUGUCUCUUUCAAAGUUGGUCCUGAGCAGAAAGUUAUAGUAGCACAUAAAUUUAUACUUGCCACUCGAAGUCCUGUUUUCUAUACAAUGUUUGAAGGUUCUGUUCCAGAAACCGAUAAUAUAGUGAUUUCUGAUGUGGAUGAUGAUACUUUUAACUUAUUUUUGCGAUGGAUUUAUACCGAUAAGAUAGAAGUAUCAUCAGAAAAUGUGAGAGAGAUGCUUUAUAUAUCGGAAAAGUAUAUGUUUUAUAGUGGUAAAGAUGCUUGCGAAAAAUUCCUCAAAAAAUCAGUGACAACCAGUGAUGCAAUUGUUGCUCUUCAAACAUCUAUAGAAUUUCAUUUAUUGGAUCUGCAACGUGCAAGCCUGAAAUAUAUUCAUCAGCAUCCAAGUAAAUGCUUAGAAAAUGAAAUAAGCAUUGACAUAGAAAGUGAAUGCAUGAAAUUGAUUUUAGAAUCUGAAGAUUUCAACUGGACUGAAACCCAAAUUUGCAAAUUUGCAAUGAAAUGGGCAAGUCAAAAAUGUCAAUCAGCACAUACAGAUCCAUCAGGAGAAAAUACAAGAGAGCUUUUAGGAAGUUUAUUGUAUUUAAUUCGAUUUCCGCUAGUUGAUAAACAAUAUUUCACAAAUGAAAUUACGAGUGUUGGUCUUUUGAAUGAUGCGGAGAUUAUAAGUGUUUAUCAAUCUUUUUUCGGGAAAGAAAACAAAUUUUUUUCAACAAAGGAAAGAAUGAAAAUAAAAGAUGUCGAAACUCAAUGCGUAGCUACAGAACUUAGGGAGUCAAAUAAUGUUUCUCCAGUUGGUAAUCGUAGAUACAGAUCAGGAUCACCUUAUCCACGACGAUUUUAACAGCAUGUUUAAAACUGUACUAAUUUUACUGGUUGCAACUAUUGUGUGUAAUAACUUGUAACACUUACAGAAAAUGAUAAACACAACGCUUCAAUUCGCAUAAGAACGAUGACAUUUGAAGACGUUUCUAUGAAAGAGCUUUUUAUUUUAGUGAUUCUUUCCUUCUUGUAAGCACAUACAUAUAGUAUUGAAUUAAAUUACAAAAGCUUCACAACAUUAAAGGUAAAAUAAUAAAACUUG